Messenger RNA from Dichotomopilus funicola, 1455 nucleotides. RefSeq lists its product as uncharacterized. The coding region runs from base 1 to 1455 and encodes 484 amino acids. The record is from RefSeq and is a predicted model, not a curated record. Lineage: Eukaryota; Fungi; Ascomycota; Sordariomycetes; Sordariales; Chaetomiaceae. The transcript has a single exon.
AUGCCCCCCCUCCGCAUCCUCAUCAACGGCGGCGGCAUAGCCGGCCACGCCCUAGCCUUCUGGCUCGCCCGCCUGCGCACCACCACCCCCAACGCCCCCUCCAUCACCGUCGUCGAACGCUUCCCCAACCUCCGCGCAACCGGCCUCCAACUCGACCUCCGCAGCGCCGGUCUCGAAGUCCUCCGCCGCAUGGGCCCAGAACGAGAGCAACUCUUCAAAGCCAUGGCCGCCCCAGAGCAAGGAAUGCAAGUCGUCGACAAAAAGGGCCGGCGACGGGCAUUAUUCCCCGUGCGCAAGGGGAGCGAUAGCAAGAAACAAGCGCAGAGCCUGACCUCAGAAUUCGAAAUCAUGCGCGGGGACUUGUGCCGCGGUCUCUACGACGCCACGCGCGCAGUCGCCUCUUCCACUCCCACUCCCGAGGGUAACCCCCCACCAGUACAAUACCUCUACAACACCUCCAUCGCCUCCCUCACCCCUCUUCCCACCGGCCAAGUCUCCGUCACCUUCACCACCCCCACCAACCCCGGCACGGACAACCACCCCCCACAAACCUACGACCUCGUCAUCGGUGCCGACGGGCAAUGGUCCCGCACCCGCCAGCUUCUGUUCCCCGACCUCCCCAACACCGGCAUGCGUCGCAUCCCAGGGUAUCACAUCGCUUAUUUCACCAUGCCCCGGCCGAUGGCGGAGGGUGAGACUGAGUUUCUGGCUACGACAUAUGUAGCGCCGGGACGCAGGGGGUAUAUGGUGCGACGACACAGUCCGGAUGAGGUGCAGGUUAUGAUGACUUAUAUGGCCCCGCCUAAAAACCACAACCGCGGCAAACCCAACCAGGCCGGGAAGUCAGCAAACCCCGACGAAAACGACGAGAAAAACGACCCCCUAACCCCCAUCCCCCGCGGCGACACCCCCCUUGAAAAAGCCACCCUCACCCACCUCUUCACCGGCGCCGGGUGGAUCACCCCCGACAUACUCGCCGGCAUGGAGAAGGCAGACGAUUUCUAUCUUGAACGGCUCGGGCUGGUACAGAUACCCGCGUGGUCGCGGGGAAGGGUGGUGUUGGUUGGUGACGCGGCGUAUUGUCCGACGGUGUUGUCGGGGAUGGGGACGACGUGUGCGAUGGUUGGGGCGUAUGUUUUGGCGGGGGAGAUUGGGGAAUACAUCCGCCGCGCUGCAGGGGAUGGUAAUGAGGAGGAAGGGGGGGAUGGGCUGGAGAGAGCGCUGAAGCGGUAUGAGGAGCGGUUUCGGCCGUUUGUGGAGGGUAUGCAGGAGGGGAUUGAGGAACGGGCUGAGGGGCAGUGGGCGAUGACUGGGUCGGCGUUUGGGAUUGGGGUGUUAAAUUUGAUGGUGGGGGUUGCGUCGCUGUUGAGGGUGAAUGUGGCUGCUAUGUUUGGGAUUAGGGAGACUGUCAAGGGGUGGGAGUUGCCUGUGUAUGAGGGGCUGUGGAGGGAUUGA